AUGGGAGUCCAAGAGUUCUUUUAUUUACCAGUUCUCCUCUUCAUGUUGGUAUUGUUUCACUCAGUUGUUACUCAGUACCACUGUGAUACACGUGAAGUCUCCAUCUUUGGUAAGAUGCUUCAAAAACACAUUUUUAAAACAAUCACUGGAGCGGCAUUCGGUGUAGUGUGUUUGCGGGAGUGUUAUCGUGACGUCAGAUGCCAAAGCUUUAACUAUGUGUUCACCCAAGACAAGUGUGAGCUGAAUAACCGUACAAAGGAAGCCAGGCCUGAAGAUUUUGUACCCAACUCUGAGAGAUAUUACUUCAGACGAGACAUGAAGAGAGCUAUCCUCGGAGCCAUUCCCGAGCUGUCUGCAGACUCGUGCAAGGAAAUCAAGGCAAGCGAAGGUGGACAAGCGGUCAGCGGAAAAUACUGGCUGAAUUUCAUCAAACCUGGCACUCCUCUGUUGGCUCAUUGUGACAUGAAAAGCGAAGUUAAUUUUACGGCCGAUGGGAGAAGAGGAUCCUUUGGCAUUAUACAGACGUUCACUGUUCCACGGACCACCCGCUAUCUCAUCAAAGCCUGGGGAGCUCGGGGAGGAACACAUUCAUACGAUUAUGGAGACAAUCCAGGAACAUAUUAUGGUGGAAAGGGAGCGUUUAUAGAAGGCAAGUUCAGACUGAAUAAAGGAACAGUGUUAAAUAUUGUGGUGGGACAAAGAGGAGGGGAUUCGGUUGAAGUAAGAGGAGGACAAAGCACAAAAAAAACAGCAGCUCAACUAGGAGUGUCCGUGGAAGACAAUGCUGGCACUGGAGGAGGGGGAGGAAGUUUUGUUUACACUACAGAUGAUGUUUUGUUGCUGGCUGCCGGAGGAGGAGGGGGUGCGUCGGGUGGAUAUAAUGGUGUGGAUGGUCAGGCGGGAUCAACCGGCACCAGUAGUGAAGGGAAAGAUUCGUCACAAGUUCGUAAUGGAGGUACAGAUGGGCAGCCAGGUGAAUGCAACAGCGAGGGCGCUAGCUACCAUGGAGGAGUAGGUGCAGGUUGGUUUGGUCAAGGUUGUACCCGACUAGGCUCCUCCCAUGGGGAAAGAGGUGGAUCACGUGCCCAAGGCUGGAUCGGAGGUCAAGCCGGAAAUUUGAAUAGCGGUAAUAAUGGGGGCCCUGCACCAGGAGCAGUUGGUGGGUUUGGAGGUGGGGGAGGUGGUUCAGAAGAUAAUGGGGCAUCAGGCGGAGGUGGUGGAUACUCUGGGGGAGGCAGUGGUACUCAUAAGCACCAGGCCGGAGGUGGAGGGAGCUCGUACUGCAGUGGUGAAGACUGUUCAGACAUCAACGAGUGUGAAACAAAUACCCACAAGUGCAGCAGUGAAAACGUCAUAUCCUUAAAUACCGAAGGAUCAUUCAAGUGCAUUUGUAAACAUGGAUUCAGCGGGGAUAUACAUAAUUGCAAAGACAUCGAAGAAUAUGCCAACAUUACCUGUAACUGUAGCAAUAAUAAUGCUAUUUGUGAAAGUUCAGAGGGAUCUUUCAAGUGCGUUUGUAAACCUGGAUUCAGUGGGGAUGGACAAGAUUGCACAGAUAUUAACGAGUGCACCGCUUCUCCAUCUUUGUGUGAUACCAACGCCGUUUGUGAUAACACCCAAGGUUCUUAUCACUGUGCCUGCAAAACUAGAACUUUUGGAAAUGGACAAACUUGUGAACCUGGAUUUGGAACCGGUGGAAGAAGAGGACGCUUUGGCAAGAUACAGACGUUUACUGUUCCGCAGAACACCCGCUACCUCAUCAAAGCCUGGGGAGCUCGGGGAGGAACACAUUCAUACGAUUAUGGAUACCUUCCAGGAACAUAUUAUGGUGGGAAAGGAGCAUUUAAAGAAGGGAAGUUCACACUGAAUAGAGGAACAGUGUUAAAUAUUGUGGUGGGAAAAAAAGGAGGAGAUUCAAUGGAGGUCAAAGGUGGACAAAGCACCAAGCAGACUGCAGCUCAACUUGGAAAAUCUGUGAAGGAAAAUGCUGGCACUGGAGGAAGUGGAGGAGGAAGCUUUGUUUAUACUACAGCUGAUGUUCUGUUAUUGGCUGCCGGAGGAGGAGGGGGUGCGUCGGGUGGGUAUAAUGGUGUGGAUGGUCAGGCGGAUUCAAGUGGCACCAGAAGUGUGGGAAAAGAAUCGUCACGAGUUCGAAAUGGAGGUACAAAUGGGCAGCCAGGUGAAUGCAACAGAGAGGGCGGUCAUUAUCAUGGAGGAGGAGUGGGUGCGGGUUGGUUUGGCCGAGGUUGUACCCGACUAGGCUUCUCCCAUGGGGAAAGGGGAGGUUCACGUGCGGAAGGCUGGAUCGGAGGUAAAGUUGGAGGUCUGAAUAGUGGUAUUAACGGGGGCCCUGUACAGGAGCAGCUGGGGGAAGGGGGUGGUGUUACAGGAGUUAAUGGGGCAUCAGGUGGAGGUGGUGGGUACUCUGGGGGAAGCAGUGGUACUCAUAAACACCAAGCCGGAGGCGGAGGAGGCUCGUAUUGCAGUGGGGAAGACUGUUCAGGUUUGACUGGUGGUAACUCAAAUGAUGAUGGCGCUGUGAAAAUUGAUGAAUGGCUGAGAGGAGUUUCAAACGAUAAUUGA
Messenger RNA from Pocillopora verrucosa, 2583 nucleotides. The record is from RefSeq and is a predicted model, not a curated record. Lineage: Eukaryota; Metazoa; Cnidaria; Anthozoa; Scleractinia; Pocilloporidae.